AUGAAGGCAGAAAUUGACGAAAAAGAACCCUUUCCAGAAACAGAUGCUGACAAUUUGGAAGUUGAUGUUUCUAAAAAUGUGUUUAUGUUUGUUGAAUUAUCCAAAGAUUGGCCAAUAAUUAUAUUGGGUGUAUUAUUAAUGGCUGCUUCAGCUGCAGCAACACCAAUUAAUACUUAUGUAUAUGGGAAAAUUAUGGGACAAUUGUCUGAAUUUUACAUUAACGGAUCAUCUUAUCAUUUAUUUAUUAAUCAAAUUGGUAGGUUGUGUGGUGUUUUAAUUGGUGUUGGUGGUGCAAAAUUGAUUCUUGUUUGGAUGGGUAUGUUUAUUUGGUUGAAAUUUGGUGAAAUCCAACAACACAGGGCCCGUGAAGAGAUAUUUGAUAAAAUUUUGAAAGAACCUACAUCAUGGUAUGAUUUAAAUACUAAUUUAAUGGGAGAAAUGACUCAAGUUAAUAGAUGUAUUGAAGAGUUAAGAUCUGGUAAUGGUGAAAUUAUGGCUAAUAUUGUCCAGACAUGUGGUUUGGUAAUAUCAUUGAUUAUCAUGUCAUUUUAUCAAUCUUGGCAAAUUACUUUAAUUGUUAUGGCAAGCGCUCCUGUUAUGGCUGUUGUCGGUUGGUAUUUUGGUAAAUUGACUUACAAAGCACAAGAACAAGAAAACGAAUACACGUCGCAGGCAAGUAAAAUUUUGGACUGGUGUUUAGUGAACCCUAUUUCUGUGAGGAUAUUCAAUGGUAAGUACAUCGAAUUGAGUAAGUUCAACCAUAUUGUUAAUACAUCUGCUAAAAGCUAUUACAAAGUUGCCAAUGCUAUUGCAGCCAAUUCUGGUGUUUUGAAAUUCUUGACAUUGAUGAUGUUUGUUCAAGGUUUUUGGUUUGGUGUUUACUUAAUGCAAAAAGGUAGAGUUACAAUUGGACAAUUGUUUACGACUUUUAGUUCAACUUUGAUGCUUGGCCAAACUAUUUCUGGAGUAACGUCAUUGUUAGCUGUUUUGAACACAUCCCAUGCUGCUGCGGGUAAAAUUGCGAAAUAUUUACAAACUGAGGAAGAACCUCAAUUAGCCACAUGCUAUCCAUCGUAUUCGGUUGAUAAUAUUGAAUUUGAUAAUGUCACAUUUAAAUAUCCAUCCCGUGAUGAAAUUAUUCUAAAAGGUGUAACGUUUAAAAUACAACAGAACAGGUUCAAUUAUAUAAUUGGUAAAUCCGGUGCUGGUAAAUCUACAAUUCCGUUGAUAAUAAUGAAUUUAUAUCCCACUAUUGGCGGUGCAGUUCGGAUUGAUGGUAUUCCUAUACAGUAUUUGGACCCCAAAUAUAUUGCUCAAAAUAUUACAUUACUUCAGCAAAACCCAGUAAUGUUCAACAACAAGACUAUAUUGGAAAAUAUUGCACUUGGAGUAAUUGAUGACUAUGACACUUUAGAAGACAUUCCGAGACAUUUAGUUGAAAAGGCUGCCAAGUUUUCUUUGUUGCUGGAUUUGGAUUUGGAUAUGAAAGUUUCUGGUCUGUCGUUAUCUGGUGGCCAACAACAAAGAAUUUCCAUUGCAAGAGCAUACUUGAAAGAUUCACCUGUUUUAAUCAUGGAUGAAAGUUUUAGUGCCUUGGACAAUCAAAAUAAACAAGUUUUAUUUCAAAGAAUCAAAAAAUGGAGAAAUGGUAAAACUACCAUUUUCAUCACUCAUGAAUAUGAUAAUAUUGAAGAUGAUGAUUUUGUUAUCAUUAUGGAACAUGGUAAUGUAAAAGAUCAAGGUGAAUUUAUCAAAUUUAAAAACGAUGAGGUUGUUACUAGUUACAAAGCGCAAGCAUAUGAAGAAGUGAAAGAACCAGAAGUGACAAAAGAAAAAGCUCAUACUAACUAUGACUACAAAACCAACCCAUAUAUCCUAAAAGAUUUGGAAUCAGCAUCGAUUGAUGAGGAUAAAGAAGAAGAAAAACUCAUGGGUGUUAUUGCUAUUUUGAAGUAUUGCAGUUCGUCUAUAACCAGGAAAUGGUUGUUAGCAUUGGGGGUGUUGAUAUCUUUACUUGAAGGUGCGGCUAAUCCUAUAUUUUCAUAUUGUUUCUCUAAAUUAUUAGCUAUAUCAAUGGAAGCAUCUAUUGGUGUGAAUGUAACAAGCAAAAUCGUAGUUUGGUCGUGCAUUUCAUUGUCUAUUGCUGGUUUCACUGGUAUUUCAACUUAUCUUUCUGAGUUUAUACUACAGUAUUGUAGUGAAAAUUGGAUUGUUUCAUUGCGUCAAAUGUCAUUUGAUAAGAUUAAUAAUCAAGAUAUGUCUUAUUUCAAUUCAAAGUUAGAACCAGCUGAAAUCACCACCUUGUUAAUGAAUGAUACUAGAGAUUUGCGUAGCUUGGUUUCACAAUACAUUUCAUUGGUUACUACAUUAGUUACCAUGGUAUUGAUUGGGGUUAUUUGGUCAAUUGUUACUGGAUGGAAAUUGGCACUAGUUGGUAUUGCAUUUGUACCACUUGUUUUGCUCGUAACAUGUGCUUAUGGCAUAAUAUUGGAAAUCGCUGAAAACAAGUACAAGACAAGCGUUGUUGAUGUUGAAACUCAGAUUCACCAAACAAUGACAUCUAUUAAAACCAUCAGGUUAUUUCAUAUGAAUCGGUAUUUUAAAGAAUCAUAUGAUGAAGCUUUAGUUGGUUUAAAAUCAGUUGGUACUUAUAGAGCUUUUCAAACAGGUAUUGGAUUUGCUAUUUCUGACUUGUGUAGUGCUAUUUCUCAGGGGAUAAUUUUAUUUUACGGUAUGCAAUUGGCUGGCAAGUUUCAAUAUUCUUACUUUCAGUUGUUGGAAGUUAUAACAUUAUUGACAUUUACAAUUUCAAAUGCUUCCCUGUUAAUUAACCAUUUACCAGAUAUUGCCCGUGGACAAAGAGCAGGUACAUUUGUUGUGAAACUAUUAGAAAGUACACCAAUAUCAAAAGUGGAAACUGAAGGUAAAAUCAUACCAAGACCAUCAGAUAAAGCUAUUUCCUUUAAUAAUGUAACUUUCGCAUAUCCAAGUGAUCUACUUGAACCUAAACUAAAGAAUGUUACGUUUGAUAUUAAUAUUAAUGAAACUGUUGGAUUAGUUGGAGAAUCAGGAUCUGGUAAAUCAACUAUCAUUUCCAUAUUACUUCGUCUUUAUGGUGCCAAAUCAGUUAAAUUGUUUAAUGAAGAUAUAUCACAAAUUGAUAUUGAUUGGUUACGAGAAACAAUUGGUAUAGUACCACAAUUUCCAAAAUUCUUUGAUGGAUCAAUUUAUGAUAAUUUGCUUUAUGGGAUGAAUCCAAUUAGAAUUGUAUCAGAGCAAGAAGUUACUAAUGUUUUAAAAUUAGUUAAUAUGUAUGAAUUUAUUGUAUCUUUACCUGAAGGAAUCCAAACAUGUAUUGGAGAAGGCUCAAACUCGUUGGUUUCUGGUGGACAAUUACAAAGACUUUCAAUUGCUCGAGCAAUAUUAAGAAAUCCUAAAAUUCUUAUAUUUGAUGAAUGUACUUCAAAUUUAGAUCCAAUAAAUUCUAAACAAAUCAUUAAAUUAAUUGAAUCAUUAAAUGGGAAAUUUACAAUAUUGUUCAUUACUCAUGAUAAAGAAAUGAUGAGAAUUGCUGAUAAUUUAAUUGUUUUGAAAAAUGGAAAACUAGUUGAACAAGGAUCUUAUUUACAAUUGAUAUCAAGUAAAGGAGAAUUAUCUGAAAUUACAAAAUCUCCAGAUAUUUUCUUAUAA
Molecule: messenger RNA, 3690 nt
Organism: Candida tropicalis MYA-3404
Lineage: Eukaryota; Fungi; Ascomycota; Pichiomycetes; Serinales; Debaryomycetaceae
Gene: HST6
Product: ATP-binding cassette alpha-factor transporter
Exons: 1
Coding region: 1-3690 (1229 amino acids)
Biological process (GO): transmembrane transport
Cellular component (GO): membrane
Molecular function (GO): ABC-type transporter activity; ATP binding; ATP hydrolysis activity
Source: RefSeq, a predicted model, not a curated record